Molecule: messenger RNA, 1026 nt
Organism: Elephantulus edwardii (Cape elephant shrew)
Lineage: Eukaryota; Metazoa; Chordata; Mammalia; Macroscelidea; Macroscelididae
Product: zinc-alpha-2-glycoprotein-like
Exons: 4
Coding region: 1-1026 (341 amino acids)
Biological process (GO): immune response
Cellular component (GO): external side of plasma membrane
Source: RefSeq, a predicted model, not a curated record
AUGGAGACAUUGGUACCUGCGCUCCUCUACCUGCUAUUUCUUCUGGGUCCUGCAUUCACCCAGGAGAACCAAAUCCGGCCUUACUCUCUGACCUUCCUUUAUACUGGGGUGUCCAAGCCCAGUGAAGGCUUCCCCAGGUUUCAGGCUAUCGCUUACCUCAAUGACCAGGCCUUCUUCCGCUACAAUAGUGAAAGCAAGAAGGCUGAACCCCUGAGCCCCUGGAGUGAGUUGGAAGGAAUGGAGGACUGGGAGAAAGAGAGCCGACUGCAGAAGUCCAGGGAAGAAAUCUUCAUGGUGACCUUGCAAGACAUCAUGAGCUAUUACAAGGACAAAGAAGGGUCUCACACCUUUCAGGGAAUGUUUGGUUGUGAGCUGCGGAACAACAAAAGCAGUGGCGCAUUCUGGAGGUAUGCCUACGACGGACAAGACUUCAUCGAGUUCAACAAAGAAAUUCCCGCCUGGGUCCCCUUGGACCCAGCAGCCCAGAACACCAAGAAGAAAUGGGAGGAGGAGAAAGUCUAUGUGAAGCUGGCCAAGUGCUACCUGGAGCAAGAGUGUCCUGAGAUGCUGCGGGAGUACCUGAGAUACAGCAAGACUCACCUGGACCAACAAGAUCCUCCUUCUGUGUUAAUCACUCGACACACGGCUCCAGGAAAAAACAAGACGUUCAAGUGCCUGGCCUAUGACUUCUAUCCGCGAGGAAUUGGUUUGCGUUGGACCCGGGCCAACGAAGAACAGACGUCUGAGUCGGCGGGAGAUGUACUUCCCAGCGGGCCUGGCACCUAUCAGUUCUGGGCGGUGGUGGAAGUCCCUCCUGAGGGUGAAGCGCCCUACGUCUGCCACGUGGAGCACAGCAGCCUGGUGCAGCCCCUCACUGCAACGUGGAAUGGAACACAGGAAGCCGGGGCGAAGGCAACGAGGGCGCUCAGCCUUCUCCUUAGCCACCCUUUCUGCUUCCACGAGAAAGAAAACUUCAGCAUUAAUCCCAGCACCGUCACUGAGGGAAGCAGCUCAAGGAAACAGUGA